This is a messenger RNA of Sebastes umbrosus (honeycomb rockfish), 2547 nucleotides long. RefSeq lists its product as uncharacterized. The record is from RefSeq and is a predicted model, not a curated record. The coding region runs from base 329 to 2332 and encodes 667 amino acids. Gene Ontology annotation, molecular function: guanyl-nucleotide exchange factor activity. NCBI's taxonomy places the organism in Eukaryota, Metazoa, Chordata, Actinopteri, Perciformes, Sebastidae. The transcript has 16 exons.
AGACACCCGCCUUCAAACACUGCACAGAAGAAGAAGAAACACUGGAAAUUAAAGUCUUUUUGGAUUCACUGCAUCUUUUCAGAUGUUUGGAGAAGCAAUACUAAAGAGCUUUAACUGAGCAGACCUAUAAGGAGGGAUCUUGGCUCCUGCAGACAUUUCCCCUGCAGGGCUGAGCUCUUUGGCUGGCUCGCCACUUCCUUAGCAGAGGGGCUGCUGGCAGGGGCAACAUCUGAGCAGUGAAUCACACAGGAGAACAUGCUCUUCUCUGCACAGUGGACUUAACCAAACUUAGCUUUACGCUUUACAGUCUAGAGAUAUCAAACAGGUCAUGAAGCCCCAAGAGGCAGAGCUUGUCACUGAAAUCUCCAAGUUACAAUGCAUGGUCUCAGAGCUGAAGACGGGCUUCACCAGCGCUCUGCUGGAGCUCAGUCAGAUCCAACAUGGAGACACGUACGUGAGGGAGGAGCUGGAGGAGAACCGGAGGAGCUGCCAGAAGAAAGCUCUUCGUCUGGAGGCUCUGGUCGAGACUCUGAAGGAGGAACUUGGAGUGAUGCGGUGUCAGGUGUUGCAGCUGUACAGUAACAAACAGAGACCUCAACAGGAUGGAAAGAGCUCCACAUCCAAACACAGAGAAAGCAGUGAUCCAGCAGAACGGAGUCAGUGUGACUGUUCGUCUGCUCCACCAGCCGGUCUGUCCAGAGGGAAACUGCUCCUCCACUGUUUCCUGCAGGGACUCAAAGCUGGACUGAGUGAAGGCACAGAUGCACGACAUCAGGUGGCGAUGCAACUUCUGCACUCUGAGUGGGAGUACGUGUCGACCUUAAACCAGCUGUAUGAUAAAUACAAGACACCACCAGCUCACCUGAUGACUGUGGAGCCAUAUCAGACGUAUAUGAAGUUUGUGGAGCAGCUGUUACAGAGACAUCUGGUCUUCAGAAACACCCUGCAGGAGCGAUUAUCUGCUGAACACUGGAAAUCUCUGGUUGGAGACAUCCUGGUGCAGCUUAUCGGCCAGAAUGACACAACCUUUUCAGAUAUGUACCUUGGAUACACGACGACCCUGGCGUCAUUCCUCUCACUGGAGUUCAACAGACUAAAUCAUUCUGAGAAAAUGCAGAGUGGCCAGAUGGAGAGAGAGGAAAUGAAACUGCUCUACCUGCUGUUGGCACCUGUCUCUCGCAUUCACGGCUACCUGAGUCACAUUCAGAACUUGCUGCAGUGGACGGGUAAAGAGCAUCCUGAUUGCAGCCUCCUGCUGGGAACAGAGCGAGCGCUGAGGAGCAUUUUGUCUCAGUCUCAUGUGAUCCUGGAGCGAGAUGUCCGAUGGGAGGAAGGAGAAGGAGAUGGACAAAGCAGCUGCUCUGAGUCAGUGUCUGGUGGAUCCUCUGCUAACUGUUGCACCAGGAGCCAACAGACCAGAGAGUCUCAGCAUCAGUCCAACACUGCAGCUCAGAGAGAAGACCAGCAGGCAGUCGGCCUCACUAACGGGGUCGACGGCUGUCACUCGAUGCGUCUGGAGUGCUGGUCCUGCAGCCCGGUGAGGAGGAAGGACUGUGGCAGAGACCGGACCCUCCUGAACCAGCCGGGCCGUGACUGUGGACACGCCUACUGCUCCCUCCUCACCCCCGAUGCUGCAGCGUGGGGGGAGAACAGCGACUCAGGUCAGGGCACCUACAGCCAGAGCCAGCCCACGGGUCUGGAGGCCCCUCACACCAACCCCAGCCUGGAGGACUGUGAGACGGACCCAGACGACACCUCAGCCUUCGACUACUCCUCCGUCACCUCCUGCAGCCCUGACGGCACCCUGCGCAGGGAGACGAUGGACAGCAACAGUGGGGAGGAUGAAGAGGAGGACAGCCAGGUGCCGGUGCUGUUGAAGCCCUCAUAUAGCCAGCAGCAGUCGAGGGAGACACCCAGAGAGAGGACUGUGUGUCUGAGGUGGCAGAUUCCCAGGUUGACACCUCACCCUCCUCUGAGAAACACUGCAGGGCCGAGUGGGGACGGCCUCACGCCGUGCCUCGUCAGCUCCCACGGGAAGAGGCUGGUCAAUGUCAGGAAGGGGUCGCCUCCUCUACAUCCAAAAAGUGCCUUCAGGCCCAUCUGGGAUGAUCCAUCCAAACAGGCUGAUGCAGCUCCAGAGAAAGACAACAGACAACAAGGCUUCAAACCCAUUCAAGUCCCAGCGAGGCAAAGCUUUCACAAUUUCAACCCGAGUAGAGAAAACCUGAGACCGGGCCUGUCUCAGCAGAGAGGUAACCAUGCAGCAGCCAUGAGCGGUGGAGGAUUGUGGGAGGACAGUGAGGACAGCGAGGGACCCUGCAGCACAGUUUGACCCCCCCCUCCACAGAGACAACAGGACUAUCAAUAAAAACUGUUGCACACAAAACUUUCAAGUUACAACCAAACCUGAGCCGAAGUGAUUUCUUUGAAGGAGACAUGAAUCAGUGACACUGGAAUAUAUAUAUUUUUCUGUUAAAGCUGAACCCUUUAUGAACAUGGCAGUCAUCUUUGUUUGGAUCGUCUGGAUUACAUUUUGACAUGUGGUAA